Molecule: messenger RNA, 4152 nt
Organism: Helianthus annuus (common sunflower)
Lineage: Eukaryota; Viridiplantae; Streptophyta; Magnoliopsida; Asterales; Asteraceae
Exons: 5
Coding region: 3100-3846 (248 amino acids)
Source: RefSeq, a predicted model, not a curated record
UAGUGAUGGAAAUAGACUACCAUCCAAUAAGCAUAGCAAGCUCCCCACACUUGCUGUCAAAUUAUGACUAAUAUAUUCCUUAUGUGCAACCUUUUUGAGAUUAUGUUUGGAGUUUGGCUAUGUUGACUUUUAAAUGAUUGGAUGUUUGUUCAUGGAAACAUUUGUUUCCUUGCAUUGUAUUAAUGUCUGAGUUUCAAAUCUAAUGUUAGCUAGGAGGCAUUUGUCGUUAACUAAAACCAUCGCAAAAUAUACUAGCGACCAUCCUUUUUGUCUCAAUUAAAACCGUUACAAGCUAAGUUCUGCGACAAUUAUUAAAUGGUUUUGACGUCUGAUCCUUGUUUAAUCUUUGUAGUGCGUGUGAUUCAUAUAUGAGUUUAUAAGAGUAUUGAACGUAGAUUUUAGAUUAAUGUAAGAUUCAAUUGGUCAAUGAGCAUUUGAACAACCGGACAUUUAGGGCAUCCAUAUUAGAUGUAAUCUAAGAAAGACUAGAGUAUAGAGGAUCAAGAUAAAAUUGUAGUAUUUUAUCAUAAGGAUAAGACCCAUGAUUUCUAAAAUGAAUAAACACAUUAAAAGACCGGUGUAAGUUCUCAAAAGAGCCCUCAACCCACUAGUAGAAAAAAUACCUUUAAUGACACAAGAACAAUGACACACACUAAAGUUAUGACACACAAAUGCUUGUGUCAUAGAAAACAUGUCAUCAUUGGUAAAAUCUGAAUAUUUUAUGACACUUAUUCUUGUGUUUCAUCGUUUAAAUGUCAUUUUCAAAAAAAAAAUAAAACACAUUAAAAUAUGUGUGUCAUGGUUUUAUGUCAUCUUUUAACUUUUAAUAGUUACACAAAACGUGUGUGUCAUCGUUGUGUGUCAUCAAUAUAUGUGUCAUUGUUGUGUGUCAUGGUUUCAUUUUUUUUAAUUUAAUCAUCAAUAUAUCUAAAUUUUCGCGCCUUCUAAAACCUUCUCAAAAAGUUAAACAAUCCCCAAAAUUCCCUCUCAAAAACCCUCAGACGAUUCAUCAUCCAAAAUCCCUCUCAAAAUUCUACACACCAAAUUCCCAAUUCCCUCUCAAAAACCCAAACCCUUAGCCACUUCAUCAUCCCAAAUCCAAACAAGUUUCCUGCUGAUCAUCUCCUUCCAGGUAACAAACCUCAUCCAAUAAUCUAUUAACAAAUCGUCUUAAAUUCUAGGGUUUAUGUAUCCGAUAAAUGCUGAACAUCUGCAUUCAGGUUUGAAAUUUAGGUAUACUUCAAGAAAUAUCAAUGUUAUUUUAUGUUUACCGUAUGUAUUAAUGUAUCAACACAGUGAAUUACACAUAUGUAUCAAAGUUAUUUUGUUCUUCUUCUUAUUAUUAAUAUUAUUAUGUGUAUAGAUAUAAUAUAUAAGUAUUUAGUAUGUGAUAUGAAGCUAAGUCUUUGUUAUUUGUCGGGUCAUUAGAGACACACUCUAGAUGUUUGAUGAAAUGUCUAGGUAGAAUUUGUUAAUUGGAUAUGAAAAAAACUUUGAAACUAUCUAUGUAUCAGAUUUCGGGUGGAAUUCCUUUGUCGUUUAAUGAAUCUCUUGUUAGAGUAUUGUUGUCUAUGAAUCGAUUUCGGGUGACAUUUAUGUCAUUUUACUGUUUUAGGAACCUUGUAUAGAGAACUUACUUGGUUAGGGUUACAAAAAUUCACUUCUUGAAUAUAUAUGAUACUUAUACCUUGCAAAACGAGUUGGUCGGGUUACGUCGGAUGGCGGGUCAAAAUGGGUUCGGCUUGGAACGGGUCGAUUUAGAAAAAAGGUUGUUUUGGUUUGGGUCAAAAAGGGUCUGGGCCGGAGAGAGUUCGGGUCAGGACGGGUUUGGAUUGAAACGGGUCCGUGUUGGAAUGGUUUUCAGAUUGCGUUGGGUUGGCUUUAAAAAAGUUUUUGUCUGAUUCUAGGUUGAAAUUUGGUGUAGUUAAAGUCAAUAUUCUACAUACAGUGGACAUUUCAAGUCAUUUAUAUAUAGUCAAUGAAGUCGGACAUUUCAAGUAAGUCAAUAUUCAAUAUUCCUUGCCAACGCCCAGAUUCUAUCUGAGCGUGGUUGAGGGCUUCUUCAAUAGUUAUGCCACGGUUAGAAUUGGGAUCUUCAACCAGACGCAUGAUGUCUACUAACAGACUUGAAUUUCUAGUGCACCCCCAUUAGCCAAACAUGAUGUUGUAGGGGUGGAAUUGGAAACUCAGUAUCUGUUGCACAAGAACCAACAGACUUUUUGGUUUGACUUUUAACUUUCAUUGAAAAUCCCUUCUUUUGUUAUUCUAUUUAUAUCCACAAACUUUGUAAGCUGAAAUACUGGAUUUCAAUGCCAUUUUGUGGGUUAUAAUAUUUUUUUUACUUUCCCCUUUCACUAGAAUGCCAAUUUUUGGUAGCGUAAGAACUGAAUUGAGUUAUUAACUGUUAAUUUCUAUUUUUAAUAACCGUUUCGACGCGAACCGUUUCGACGCGUACCAAAUUGUAGUGUAAACUAAGAUACUGAUCUUCUUGAUGCCAACUAGUUUUUUGUUAAGUUGUUAGAAUAUUAUAGUAAACAAAUUGUGAGUUCUUUUUCUUGACUGUGAAAUGGUGGGACUUGUUAUAACUUGAUACUUUAUAAACUGUAUAAACUUUAAUUUGGUUCCUUAAAUCUCGAAUAUAAACUUUAUAUCAUAGUAAUUGUUAUAUACCUAUGCUGAUAACUAGUUACCUGAUUCCUUAAAAAAAUGUAUAAUAACUUUGUUCCUUAAAUGUAUACUAGCUAUGCUGGUAACUAGUUAACUGAUUCCUUAAAAAAAUGUGUAUUUCUUAAUUAAUUUUCAUUCACAUCAUGCUAUAACUAGUUAUUGUGUAUUUGUUAAAACAAUUUUUUAUUUAGACAUGGAAUCGAAUUCUGACUCGGAUCAGGAUCAUGCUGAAGAUAACAAAUCACAAAGAGGUCCGACAAUAAAGUCAAAAGCUAGUAAAGGGAAAGUUAUAAUUACGUACAAUAAAAAAGGUGUCCCAGUUGGAAAGGAAUCGGUAGAACUUUCUACAUUCGAGGGAUUGGUAGCAAGAACUAUGAUUCCAAUAACUUAUACCACUUGGAGGAACGUUGGUAAGGAAACAAAGGAAGAAUUAUGGCAAUAUGUCAUGCACAUUUUGUGGUUAGCCCAAAGAGCCGGAAGCAAACUAUACAAUCAAUUGGGACAAAGUGGAGAAACUUCAAACAUACUCUAUACAGGGAUUACAUUAUGACACAAAAAGAUGACCCUGAGGAGAAGAAGAAUUUACUUAAUCCUCCUCCUAAGUACCCGUUCUUGAAAAAAGAAGACUGGAAACUAUUUGUUGCACAAAGAACUUCAAAACAAUGGGAGGAGACAAGUAAGAAAGCAAAGAAAGCCCGUGCACAUCAUAAAUACAAUCAUCAUUUGAGUAGAAAGGGAUAUGCCAGACUCACUGCUGAGAUUAUGCAAGAAACUGGCCUGGAGGAAGAGGAGAUUGACAGGGCAAUGUUGUGGAAAAGAGCAAGAGAACUAAAAACAGGAGGUUUUGACUCAGAUGUCCAAGUGGUAGUUGAUAGAAUUAUGAAGAGCUACAUUGAGCAGCAAGACAAAACCAGUCAGAGGAUCCUUCACGAGAUUGAUGAUAUCAAGAAGCAAAAGAGGCCAGCAGAGGAUCAGUAUCCAUUGGUGCCUAGGGUGUUGGACUUUGUCACUCCAACAACUACAGCACAACAAUCCAGAGUCUCCAUCACACAACCCCAAGGAUCCUCCAUUCAACAUCAAGGAUCACUAGCGAUGACCCUUCCUCAAGGAUCCUCCAUCCAUCAGCAUGGAUCAGUGGCGAUGACCCUUCAUCAGCAUGGAUCAGUGGCGAUGACCUAGACACAAGGAUCCUUCCUCCGCCCAGAAGGAUAUAUGGAGAUAUUUCAACCUCAAGGAUCCAUGGAUCACACAUCCAAACCUACAGUUCAGACCCACCCAGGACCCAAUGUCUUUCAAGAUCAAGGAUCCUCAGGAAGACAAUCAUGGAGAAGCUUUGAAGUCCACGAAGGGGAUUUCAUCCCUAUGCAGACCAUUGCUUCUUCUGGCCCUACUAUUACACCAGACAUGACAUAUCCUAGAUAUACUUUUGCAAUACCAACUUCAAGUCAACUAGGAGGUAACAAUUUUAAUACAUCUUUUGACCAA